GUACAACUAAAUAUGAGGCGAUCUGCAGCUCCGAGUCAAGUCCUAGGAAAUGCAGCCAAAAAGCCCAAGUUUACACCACCAGGAAAAUGUCUUGCAGUUUGUCCCAAGAAUGAAACUAAGGAGAUGGACCAAGAAAUGAAAUUAAAAGAGAGAGAUGAGAAAGAGGGAAGCGCUUCAUUGCUUUCUAAAAUAUAUGUCCAGAAUCAAAAUGAAAAUUUUACACAGUCUGUGGAGUCAACUGGAAAAGUAAAGACAAAAGCAACUUUCAGCAUUGAUAAGUGCAGCAAGGUGGAAAUGAAAUCACUAAAUGUGCUCAAAGCUGAUGGACUCAGUUUGGCAACAUCAGGGAGUGCAAAGGAAGAAGCAGCUCAGGAAGCACCUGACUGCCUUGCGAAAUAUUUCAGUGUUGUGUGGUGUAAGGCAUCAAAGAAAAAGCACAAAAAGUGGGAAGGAGAUGCUAUUCUUAUUACAAAAGGAAAGUCAGUAAUACUGAAAGAUAUGGAAGGCAAAGACAUUGGAAGAGGUACUGGAUAUAAAGCUAAAGAGCUAGACAGUCUUGAUGAAGGUCAAACACUCAUGGUUGGAGGAAAAGAAAUUGAAGUGAUGAGUGUGAUUUCAGCAGAUGACUUCAGCAGUGGCAGGUGUUUUCAGGCUGGAAUAGGGACUCAUGACACAGUCCCAACUGCAUUAUCUCAAACUAAUAUGAAACCGUUCUGUAAACCAUUCAAAAACGUCUCUCAACCCAGUAGUAAAGACAAUAUGCUCAAAGACUCUCAAAGCUGCAAACCUCGCCAUGAUCCAAAUGCUCCAAAUUCUCUAGUUAUGCCACGACCAAAUGCAAGUCAUCAGUGGGUGUUCAAUAAGGCUGGUUUACCAGUGGUGGAUGUAGUUGUAGAUCCUUACAUUGCAAAUAAUCUCCGACCACAUCAGAAAGAAGGAAUUAUAUUUCUAUAUGAAUGUAUAAUGGGAAUAAGAGUUAGUGGCAGAUUUGGAGCUAUUCUUGCUGAUGAAAUGGGCUUAGGAAAAACACUGCAAUGCAUUGCACUUGUCUGGACUCUUCUGCGUCAAGGGCCCUAUGGAUGCAAACCUGUACUAAAGCGAGCGCUAAUUGUCACCCCUGGGAGUCUGGUAAAAAACUGGAAAAAAGAAUUUCAGAAAUGGUUGGGAAGUGAAAGGAUCAAAGUCUUUACAGUUGAUCAGGACCACAAAGUAGAAGAAUUCACUGGCUCUCCACUUUAUUCAGUUAUGAUAAUCAGUUACGAGAUGCUGCUGCGAUCUUUGGAUCAAGUUCAGGCUGUAGAAUUUAACCUCCUAAUCUGUGAUGAAGGACAUCGUCUGAAAAAUAGCGCUAUUAAGACAACUACAGCCCUCACCAGUCUGUCUUGUGAGAGGAGAAUUAUCCUUACUGGUACUCCAAUCCAAAAUGAUUUACAAGAAUUUUAUGCGUUAAUAGAGUUUGUUAAUCCAGGAAUACUCGGUUCUUUAUCCACAUAUAGGAAGAUAUAUGAGGAACCAAUUGUCAGAUCUAGAGAACCUUCAGCAACAAAGGAGGAAAAGGAAUUAGGAGAAAAAAGAGCAACAGAACUCACACGCCUCACUGGACUUUUUAUUCUAAGGCGAACACAGGAGGUUAUUAACAAAUUUCUGCCCCCCAAAAAGGAGAGCAUAAUCUUCUGCCGACCAACAGCACUGCAACUUGAAUUGUAUCGAAAACUGCUUAGUUCUCGAGUUAUUACGUCCUGUUUACAAGGCAGGCUAGAAAACAGUCCUCACCUAAUAUGUAUAGGAGCUUUGAAAAAACUUUGCAAUCAUCCGUGUCUUCUGCUUAAAGCUAUAAAGGAUAAAAGCUGUGAUCCUAUGUCUGAGGAACACGACGAGUCCAGCCUCUAUGAAGGUGUAAUAGAUGUCUUCCCGCAAGAUUAUACUCCGGACACUUUCUCUGAAACUGAUUCAGGAAAAUUGCAGGUGCUGGUGAAGUUGUUAGCUGCAAUCCGUGAGCUCAACUCCUCUGAAAGAGUCGUACUGGUAUCCAAUUACACUCAGACAUUAAACAUACUACAAGAGACUUGCAAACGCUGUGGAUACUCUUAUACUAGACUUGAUGGAAAUACUCCCGUCUCCCAGAGACAACAAAUUGUUGAUACUUUUAAUAGUAAAUUCAGUCCAGCUUUUAUCUUUUUGCUGAGUUCAAAGGCUGGUGGAGUAGGACUGAAUCUGGUUGGAGCAUCACAUUUGAUCCUGUAUGACAUCGACUGGAAUCCAGCUACGGAUAUUCAGGCAAUGGCUAGAGUGUGGAGAGAUGGUCAGAAACAUACUGUGCAUAUCUACAGGCUGCUAACCACAGGCUCAAUAGAAGAAAAGAUUUAUCAAAGACAGAUUAGCAAACAAGACCUUUCUGGGGCAGUUGUAGACCUUUCCAAGACAUCUGAACACAUCCAUUUUUCCAUUGAGGAGCUUAAAAAUCUCUUUACUCUUCAUGAAGAUUCCAGCUGUGUAACUCAUGAUUUGCUUGAGUGCAACUGUAUGGGAAAGAUUGACCAUCAAAAUAUUUCCUCAGAAAAGCCUUCUGUAUCUAGAAGUUGCCAGCUUGGACAAAAUCAUGGGAAGCCUAAUUCAAAGAAACCACUCUCUAUGUCACAGUUGAUGCAGUGGAAACAUUUCUCUGGGCAACGUCAGACUUUUCCUGAUCCUUUCCUUGAAAGGAUAAAGGAGAAUGUUUCUUUCAUUUUCCAGAAUGUAACCAAUUCAACUUCCCCACCUAAUAAAACUUAAGUGCCUUUCCCUGCCACUUGCAUCCUCCUGGUCAUAGGCCAAGUAAACAACUGAUGUGCAGUUACUUUUUGUUCUUUUUGCCUAGUUCUGUUUCGUGUGUUUCUGAUGAAGUUUCUGAGUAAAUGUGAUUCCUGGUGUUUAUACAAAGUUACAGUUACUACUAAGUUAAUCAUUCCUGCUGUAAUCAUAAUACAGAUUUUAAAAGCUAAUUUUGCUUUCCAGUCUUCUGUUCCUUCGAUAACAAAAUUAGUAAGAUUAUUUUUAUGCACAUUCCUACUGUAAGUCUACUCUGGUUUAUAGUUUCCAUUUGAUCACAACGAUUUACUGCUUGUAAAGCUGGCAACUCUUCAGCCAAAUUUUACAAGAUUAGGCAGUGCUAUAUGCAGGUAUAUGCUGUUAACAAGAUUCUGUUUGGAUUUCUAUUGUGACAGUGAAAAGUUUUGUGUUUGUAUAAAUGCAGCUUUAUAACAAGGUAGAUGUUUUUACCCUCGAAUUUACAACUCAAUGAAACUCAGAGCAACAGCCACUAAAGUCCAAAAAUCCGAGGCCACAGAUCGAUGCUGUGUCAAAAUAUUCUAAAAUUCUCCUAUUGCUUUUACUU
Molecule: messenger RNA, 3373 nt
Organism: Empidonax traillii (willow flycatcher)
Lineage: Eukaryota; Metazoa; Chordata; Aves; Passeriformes; Tyrannidae
Gene: RAD54B
Product: RAD54 homolog B
Exons: 14
Coding region: 13-2772 (919 amino acids)
Biological process (GO): reciprocal meiotic recombination; double-strand break repair via homologous recombination
Cellular component (GO): nucleus
Molecular function (GO): DNA translocase activity; ATP binding; ATP-dependent chromatin remodeler activity
Source: RefSeq, a predicted model, not a curated record